AUGGCAGAAAGGUACAAUCCCAAUUCUCUGAACCGUUCAGUAGCAAUAAUUGGAUUAACACAAGAAGGAAGUAAAGAGGACUUCAGCUCCCCUGAAAUAAAUGGCAUCAUUCAGCUUCCAGUGACGGAUGAAAAAGUGAAUCAGGUUUUGUUGAAGUGGGCUGGGCACAAGUCAUGUGAAGGCAUGCCAUUGACACCAGAAAGUCCAGGAGGAAAGACUCGUUCAGCUGUAUCAAAAUCUACAGGAAAAACCAAAGAAAACACAGAGGAGACUUUGUCAUUACUUGUAAAAUAUUCAACACCACUACCAAUUCAACAAAAUUAUAGUAAUAGAGUAUCCCAGGCAGACAACUCAGAUGGAACACUGGAAUCCUUCUGCAAAGUCUCCACACUCCACAACAACCAAUCAGGGCCCCCCUAUCAACAGCCAUGUCACCUUGGCCAGUUGAUUCCUGUCAAUAGAAAUAGCUUUGCUGAUCUAUCACAGAACAAUCAAGUCACAGAAGAGGACAGGUUACAUCACCAAAACAGCAAUACUGCUUCUCCACAAAACUUUCUCAUUGGUGGAAACCAGAUCCAAAAUCAACCUUUAUCAUCACUGAUUCUCCAACGAUCAGCACCAGAUCACAUGCCCACCCAGGAAGAUCAUGUUUCUGUUCAUGUUCCCCCAAAUGCAGUCAACACAGUGUAUCCUGAGCAUUAUAAUCAUACUUAUUACCACAUACAAGCUACAGAUCAAAACAGACCAAACACUAUUCCACCACAUUUCGUUGCCAUCAAUCCACCCCCUCUGCAUCCAAACACACGAGUUCAAAACCCUGGAGGCCUAACAUCACAGGCAGCACCCAAGGCAGAUCUCUCUGUGGUGACCACCCAAGCAUCACCUGAUGGAGAAGGUGGGAAGAUAGUCGGCAGUCCGGCAUAUAUGAUCAGUGGACAACUGGGCAGCAAAGAUAUGAAAAUCACGUUACUUCAUGAUGACCUGUCCAAACACAGUUCCAAAGAGAGGAUUAGAAGAGAACGAAUUAAAGAAAGUUGUGAUCAGCUACGCUUUUUGCUGCCAAGUGUUGCCGGAAAAAAAUCUGAUAUGGCAUCUAUUCUUGAAAUGACUGUGAAAUAUGUGAGAAUGAUCAAGGAAAGGCUUCCACCAGCUGUCCUUCAAGAGAUCUCUCAGAACAUCGCUGACACAACUACUAUACUUCCUAGAAAAAGAAAUAAAGAAUUAUCAGCAAACACUAAACAAGCACGUCCAAGAUUUGCACCACCUGCUAAUGUUUGUGAGGGACCACCUGGAUUACCACACCCUUUACCACCAUUCUAUAUGAGGUCUGCACCAUUUCAAGGCAAAGCCCCAGCAAUUGUAACCACAACAGGUCCCAUGUAUGUGCCCCACCUACAUAUCAGGCCCAGUCAUGAACACACCCAGAUCCCUUUACAACAGCAUCACAUUCAUCAACCUGAGCCAGCUAGCUUCAGACUGGCAGCAUCACCUCCUUCUGUAUUCAACAGCUGUAACAAUGGGAAUACAGUUCGAGGUACAAAUACAUUUCAGCAUCAAUCAGCACAUGAACAUGUCACAAUUAAUCCACACCAAGAUUACAAUGCAACUCACUCAUCAUUCCACUCCAAACACAUCUAUCAUGGAAACCAUCCUCCCAUCCCCCCUGUGCCUGGCCACAAUUACGACAUGCCACAGCAGUGGAGUUUUUUAAAGCUUCCUCCCAUUGGAAACAUUUUUCAUUCCUUAGGUUCAGGUAAUUUAAGCCAAGAAAGUGUUAAACAUGAUCCUAGUGAGUCUGGAAGAUCUACACCAACAGAUCCUUCAUCAAUGACUCCUCCACUUUGGGAGAGCAGUGGAAAUCUCAUGAGUUCAGGCCGACAAGAUCAUGCUCAUAUCAACAGUCCUGUAAUGUUUAAAGGUACAUCAAUGUAA
This is a messenger RNA of Stylophora pistillata, 1932 nucleotides long. RefSeq lists its product as uncharacterized. Gene Ontology annotation, biological process: regulation of DNA-templated transcription; spermatogenesis. NCBI's taxonomy places the organism in Eukaryota, Metazoa, Cnidaria, Anthozoa, Scleractinia, Pocilloporidae. The record is from RefSeq and is a predicted model, not a curated record. Gene Ontology annotation, cellular component: nucleus. Gene Ontology annotation, molecular function: DNA-binding transcription factor activity, RNA polymerase II-specific; RNA polymerase II cis-regulatory region sequence-specific DNA binding; protein dimerization activity.